Molecule: messenger RNA, 3038 nt
Organism: Biomphalaria glabrata
Lineage: Eukaryota; Metazoa; Mollusca; Gastropoda; Planorbidae
Product: cytochrome P450 4F6-like
Exons: 11
Coding region: 125-1645 (506 amino acids)
Molecular function (GO): monooxygenase activity; heme binding; oxidoreductase activity, acting on paired donors, with incorporation or reduction of molecular oxygen
Source: RefSeq, a predicted model, not a curated record
GAUACAGGCCCUAGUAUUGCCUAUUAUAGGACUUUAUUGUUAUAGAGUUUUAAAUUAAUAGUAUAGUUACAUCAUUGGAAGUUGUUUUUUGUCCACAUGUAAUUGAGUAUUUAAAACGUCAAUAAUGUUGGAUGUUGGAGGGAUUCUUAACUCCUGCUCGGUGGCUGUCCUAACUCUGGGCAUCAUUUGGCUAGUGUGCCAGAUUUAUCAGACCAUUGUAAGAUUUCACUACUUCAAUCAACUACCAGGAGAACCAAGUUUUUCUUGGCUGUUUGGAAAUCUCCACAAGCUGCCUUCAACAGGGGAGAGAAGGCUCGAGUAUGGCUACCAGAAUGUCACGGACAUAAAUUCCAAGUUUUCGCGUUUCUGGUUUACUCCCUUUCGACCAGACAUCACAGUAUACCACCCGGAAACUGUGAAAGUCAUUCUUAAGUCUUCAGCUCCUAAAGCAAGAGGAUAUGGCACUGUUUACGAACACGCUAUGCCCUGGAUCGGCAACGGUCUCAUUGUUUCCAACGGGGCCACCUGGGCCAGGGCCAGAAGACUCCUCACACCAGCCUUUCACUUUGACAUUCUAAAGAAUUACGUCUCUGUAUACAACACAGCAGCUGAUACGUUGGUAGAAAAAUUAGACAAACUGGCUGAAAGUGGAGAAAGUUUUGACCUUUGUCCACUAAUGACCCUCUGUACUCUGGAAAUAAUUCUGAAAUGUGCUAUGAGUUACGAUACAGAUAUCCAAAGAGAAGGACAAAAUCCUUAUGCCAAGGCGACGAGAGAGUUGGCGGCGGCUUGGUUUGAAAGAAACAGACAACCUUGGUUUUGGUCGGAUUUUAUCUUCAAGUGGACAUCGAAAGGCAAACGAUUUUUACAAAACUGCGACUUUGUACAUCAGGUAGCGGAAGAAAUCAUCAAUAAACGAAGAGAUCAACUGAACAAAGAAGGUCUUCCCUCGAAACGUCAUCUAGAUUUCCUGGAUAUCCUUUUGUCAGCCAGGGAUGAGGACGGUAAGCCAAUGACCGACUUGGAAAUACGAAAUGAAGUUGACACUUUCUUGUUUGCAGGCCAUGAUACAACAGCUACAGCAGCUCCUUGGAUAGUUUAUUGUUUAGCAAAGAAUCCUGAAUGCCAAACAAAAGUCCAAGAUGAGAUUGAUUCAGUUUUAGAAGGCAGAGAUUCCGAUUGUAUUAUGUGGUCGGACAUUUCCAAACUGAACUACCUUGCACUGUGUAUCAAAGAAGCAAUGAGACUCUACCCUCCAGCUCCUUUUUUACAACGCCGCCUUAACGAAGACGUCACAAUUGAAGGCCAUAAGAUUCCCGCUGGAAACAUAAUAAACAUAGCCAUUGUCCACUUGCACAGAAACCCAGAUGUCUGGGAUCAACCUCACGAUUUCAUCCCGGAGAGGUUCCUCUCCACCAAUUUGAAAGACAAAGACUCUUUCUCCUUCAUUCCGUUCUCAGCAGGCUCCAGGAACUGUAUUGGACAAAACUUCGCGCUGAAUGAAGAAAAAGUUUUAAUAGCGCGCUUAUUACGCAGAUAUUUUUUUAAGAUACCAGCAGACGUCCCACCACCCAAGAGAAUCCCACAGGCAGUACUUCACAGUGAAAAUGGCGUGUGGUUUCAAAUACAAAAGCGAAAGAAAUAGAAGAAACAUUAAAAAAACGCACUUUUGUUUCGUCCAUUCACUUCUUUGAUAAACCUUUGACUUGCACACUGUAAUAAAUUCUAACAUUCGUAAGCUUUAUUCAUAGGCAUAGAAACACCCGACAACGAGACUGGGUCUAUUUGUAUUCGUUAAUUUUUACAAUACUUUUGCAAUACGUACAUUGAAGUCACACAUUCGUAGUGGGCAAAACCUAGAAUCAUCUAGGUGGACCCGAUUCUCGAAAACGGCUUUAACGAUUUUUUUAGAAAUUUGACAGUUGGUGUAUAUUGUUGGGGAAAGAAUGACUAGCUCGUUGGCCACACGAGGAACAUUUGAGUUUUUUCAAAGUAAAAAAAAAUACAAAUUUAAAUUUAGCUAGAGGUCUAGAGAAUACCUUUCUUGAAUAGGCAAUAAGUCUUCGGGUAUUUCCGAAUGUAGGCCCACUUCAUUAGAAAGUUUAAGAUUGAUCUAGCUGAUUCCCCUUUCAGGCCUUAUGAUUUAUUGGGCAGAUGAUGUAAAGGUCAUAUGGUUCCUUGGGUCGAAGGUUUACGAGGGUGUCAUGUGGCCAGCAUAACGACCAACCGCCUUUACUUUUCCCCAAUGGUGGCUUAGCGGUAAAGCGCUCGGCUUCCGAACCGGGGAUUCUGGGUUCGAAUCCUGUAAUUUUUAAUUUUUCUGGAUCUUUGGACGCCAUACAGCUCUAAAAAAAUGGGUACCUGGCAUUAGCUGUGAAAAGUUAAGGUUGUUGGUUAUUCUGGCCACAUGACACUCUCGUUGACCGUGGGUCACAGAAACCUUUACAUCAUCUUCCAGCAAAAGUGUAGAAGAGCUCCCUCUCACUGGCCUGAAUGAGAACAGUGUACACAUGAAUCAAUAAAAGAAAUAAACCAAUUAGUCAAUUAAAUACUGGGCACUUUUUUGUUUACCAACAAGGGAAAUUAGUCCUUCAGUAUUAACAGAUAUGGCUAAAUAAUUGGAGUCUGUCCUCUUAGAUAAUUGUACACGUUACUUAAAUUCUUUCACACCCAUUCUCGGAUCAAGUUGAAAUUUUACAGUUAUUUAUUGCGCCUAACAAAACAGGAAUCAAUUUAGAAAAUAAAUCACAGCUGUGUCCUUUAAUAGGCUUUUUUUUUAAGUAUUUUUUUUUUCUAGUUUAGUUGGCAACAAUGAAUUUCAAUUUGGCGUCCUUGACAUUGUAGACUUGAUCGUGAACAUUGAAAGUCUUGAAAUAUCUCAUAGACACGAAAUGGCAUUUAAAGAUGAACAAGAGCAGUGUCAAAGUCCAUUGGUUCGUUAAUAAACUUAAUUCAAGUCUAUUUCAUGUGAACUCAAUAGAAUGAUUAUGUAACUAUUUUUUGAUAUAUUUCUUUCAUUAAAAUGUUUGGAACUUCAA